AUGAUGGUCUUUGGAGGGAAGAUAUCCGCAGACAUCAUUCCAACUGAUUGUGAUGAUGGCGGCAUGUACCUUUUUAAUCUGAACGAAUGGCAUUGGGAACUGCAGUACUCCUCAAACCCUCAGAAGUAUGAGGUCCCACUAGCGAUACGGUCUACGUUCGGCAGCAAUGGUACAAAUCUAGAACCAGAGAUAGGAUUUGAGGAUGCUCACGUUGCAGCGCUCAUGAGAAAUGAGUCCAUGCUCGAUACGGGUUAUAUAGACACAGAUAGUCUUCCACAUCGAAAUAAAACAACCACUCCCACAGAAACCCCCAAGACCUCUAACAUACCUCAUAUAUCAAACCACACAAACACAAAUACAAGCACCGCCGCACUAGCAGGUGCCAUCAUUGCCGGAGUAUUGGCCACAAUAUCAUUGAUUGGUGGAUUCUACUGGUACUUUCAUCGCAGCCCGCCAAGUCUUCCUAGGAAAGAUGACCUUGCUGAGCUAGAUGGAAGCCCCAUUCCGGAGACCUGCAGCAAAUUCUAUUACAGUCAAGCAGUAGAACUACCGACAACAAGAUUCUCAGAUUCACACCAACCGUAUCAAUUGAACUCGCCAGAACCAGUUGAGAUGCUUGCGCCCUCUAUUCAGCAACACACAAUUACUGGCCCCCCACCUCCUCCUCAUAAUUGUAUGCAUUGCCCGCAUAAUGAGUAUUAUGUGAACAUUGCAUUAGAAGAUGUACCGCCUACACCCCCGCCAAAAUAG
Messenger RNA from Morchella importuna, 750 nucleotides. RefSeq lists its product as uncharacterized. Bases 1 to 750 code for a protein of 249 amino acids. The transcript is spliced from 2 exons. The record is from RefSeq and is a predicted model, not a curated record. Lineage: Eukaryota; Fungi; Ascomycota; Pezizomycetes; Pezizales; Morchellaceae.